AUGUCCGAUAUCAAGCAAGACCCGGCUAGCGAUUCAGAGACAACCAUCGAGACGUCAGACCAGGCGACCCCUCCGCCUCCCCCAGAUGGAGGGAUGACUGCAUGGCUGCAAGUUCUGGGAGGGCAUCUCCUCUGCUUCAAUUCAUGGGGCAUCAUCAAUACGUUCGGCGCGUACGAAACCUUUUACGAAACCGAUUUCAUGAGCGGGCGAACUUCUUCGGAGAUCUCCUGGAUCGGAACCGUGCAGGGAUUCUUCCUGAUCGUGCUGGGGAUCAUCGGCGGGCCGAUCUUCGACCGGGGAUACUUCCGCCACUUGCUUGUCACGGGUACAUUCCUGGUAGUUUUCGGGAUGAUGAUGACCAGCCUGGCGACGACAUACUGGCAAGUGUUUCUAGGGCAGGGGAUCUGCGUCGGUCUCGGGGCGGGAUGUCUCUUCCUCCCCAGCGUGGCCAUCGUAGCCACCUAUUUCAGUCGCCGGCGCGCCUUCGCCACGGGAGUCACCGUGUCGGGCGGCAGCAUCGGCAGCGUGAUCUACCCGAUUGUGUUUCGCCGACUGCAGCCUUCGAUCGGGUUUCCCUGGGCGACGCGCGUGAUCGGGUUCAUCGCCCUGGCGACGUUGACGGGGGCGAUCGCCGUGCUCCGGACGAGACUGCCUCCUCCAAAGCGAGCCCGAAGUAUGAUUGACUCCGCGGCGUUUCGCUCCCUCCCUUUCGUCCUGUUCAGUAUUGGGUCGUUCUUCGCCUUUAUGGGACUAUACAUUCCUUUCUUCUAUGUCAUCUUCUACGCGCAGAGUAAAGCGGGGAUGGACGAGUCCCUGGCCUUCUACAUGCUUUCUCUGCUCAACGGGUCUUCUGUUUUCGGCCGUAUCAUCCCGGGCCUUCUGGCUGAUCGGUUCGGGUCCUUGCAGAUUAUGGUGCUCUGUACGGCCGUCUCGGCUCUGCUUUCCUAUGCGUGGAUCGCCAUCCACGACCCAGCAGGCCUGAUCGUCUUUUGUCUUCUUUAUGGCUUCUUCUCGGGGGCCGUCGUCUCGCUGCCGGCUUCCGUGCUGGCGCGAUUACCGCCAGAUCUCGGGCGCGUGGGGACCUGGAUGGGCAUGAGUUUCCUGGUCCUCAGCUUUGGGUUUCUGAUUGGGAAUCCCAUCGCGGGAGCCAUGAUUCAUGUUUCCGAAGGUGAAUUCAGCCAUGGCUUCGUCUUUGCGGCGACGAUGGUCACUGCUGCCGGAGUGAUUUUUGCUCUCGUCCAUUUCAUCCAGCUUAGGAUCGCUAGGGAUUGA
This is a messenger RNA of Penicilliopsis zonata CBS 506.65, 1272 nucleotides long. RefSeq lists its product as hypothetical. The record is from RefSeq and is a predicted model, not a curated record. The coding region runs from base 1 to 1272 and encodes 423 amino acids. Gene Ontology annotation, cellular component: fungal-type vacuole membrane. Gene Ontology annotation, molecular function: transmembrane transporter activity. Lineage: Eukaryota; Fungi; Ascomycota; Eurotiomycetes; Eurotiales; Aspergillaceae. The transcript is spliced from 2 exons. Gene Ontology annotation, biological process: transmembrane transport.